Molecule: messenger RNA, 769 nt
Organism: Lucilia cuprina (Australian sheep blowfly)
Lineage: Eukaryota; Metazoa; Arthropoda; Insecta; Diptera; Calliphoridae
Exons: 2
Coding region: 62-544 (160 amino acids)
Cellular component (GO): nucleus; U12-type spliceosomal complex
Molecular function (GO): zinc ion binding; nucleic acid binding
Source: RefSeq, a predicted model, not a curated record
AUUAAUUUUGCCAUGGCUUGUACAGAUUGUUUAUUUCAAAAUAAACAAUUUGAAGAAAAUAAUGGGUGGAAAAAGUUAUUUUUGUGAUUAUUGUCGUUGUUAUAUGAAAAACGAUAAAAAUGUACGUAAAACCCAUAACGAAGGUUUAGCACACAAAAUUAUUAAAACUUCUAUUAUGAGGAAAUAUGAAGAUCCUAGAAAGAUUUAUGAAGAGGAAAUCGUCAAACAACCAUGUACACGAUAUUUUAAAAGCUAUUGCAAAUAUGACUUAUACUGCCAAUAUACACAUUUCAACGAAACGCAAUUAAAACAAUUAAAAGAUAUGAUAGAAAAUAAAAUCACUGCAAACGAUUCCAGAGGUCAUACAACUAUUAAAUCUAAACGUUUAUCAACAAUAAAACAAACUACGAAAUUACCUUGGCAAAAUUCUAUAACAAAACGUAAACAAAAAUUAUUACCAUCCAAGUUGCCAGCAUCUUUAAGACCUUUAAGUUUAAAAAAAUUAUCAAAACUUGAUGUAUGGAAUAAUAAUUGGGGCGGCUGAUAUGUAAAACGAGUUUUUGUCGAUUAAUUUUCUACGAUAAUAACUUUAUUACCUUUUCCAUAGUAUUAUCAAUAUUUAAACUUAAAUUAAGAGAUUUGCCAAAUUCGCUAAAAUAUGAUUUACAAUCAAGACCACUUAAAUUUUCCGUACGUGGAUCUGUUAAGUGGGCUAAAAGAAAAUAAAUUAAGUGUUCUGAAAAUAAAGUAAUAAAUGACAAUAAAAAUA